Messenger RNA from Cygnus olor (mute swan), 1862 nucleotides. RefSeq names its product neuraminidase 2 (gene NEU2). Gene Ontology annotation, molecular function: exo-alpha-sialidase activity. The transcript is spliced from 5 exons. Gene Ontology annotation, biological process: oligosaccharide catabolic process; ganglioside catabolic process. Gene Ontology annotation, cellular component: lysosome; cytoplasm; membrane. Lineage: Eukaryota; Metazoa; Chordata; Aves; Anseriformes; Anatidae. The record is from RefSeq and is a predicted model, not a curated record. Bases 478 to 1707 code for a protein of 409 amino acids.
CUGGAAGCUGAGAUUGCGGCUCUGGAGGCCUGCAUGUAUUUUGAAUGGGUUUAGUCUGGGCCCAGAGAUUUGGUCCGAGUGUGCCCAGAGCGAGAGCGGUGGCUGAUCGCCUCUCCCUGUUUGCUCAGCCCGCGACGUGCCAGGCGGGCACAGCCGCACGAGCCGCGGCAGGGGCAGGCCGUGUGGCUGGGUGCUGGCACCAGCCGGGGUGCCACUGGCAGCAGGGGAGCUGCUGGGGCUGGCAGCCCCGCAAAGCCAGGCUGGCUGCCUGGGCUGCGGCUGAAACAGGAGGGCAGCCAGCGGUGUCCUUGCUGCUGAGCGGAGCCACCUGCUCCAUGCAACCCGAACCCUCUUCAGCAGCGGUUUUCUGAUCAGCACAGCGGCUGGAUCACAGCCCUUUUGCUGCCCCUGGUAAUUUACCGCCCUGGGUAAUCAUCUGUUUUAAAAAUAAGAUGGCUGCCAGAGAUAGUUAAGCACAUGUCCCUGUCCAAAGCAAAGUGCACAUGCAAUGGUGAAAGUACAUCCCUGCUUGAAGAUUUUGAGAACAUCUUGAGAAGUAACAGCAUGAUGGCUUCGUUUCCUGUCCUGAAGCAAGAGACGUUGUUCCGGAACGGUACGUGGAGCUACCGAAUUCCAGCCCUGCUCUACCUGCCGCGUUUCAGCAUCAUCCUGGCAUUUGCUGAGGAACGAGAGGAUGUGGUGGACGAACAUGCCAAGCUGAUAGCGAUGCGCAGAGGCAUGUAUGACCCAACCACGUACCAUGUUCAGUGGAAUAGCAUGGAGACCAUUGUCAGUGCGCAGCUGAAAGAUCACCGAUCUAUGAAUCCCUGUCCUGUUUAUGAUGAGGUCUCAGGGAAACUGAUCCUGUUCUUCAUAGCUGUCCCAGGAAAGAUCUCUGAGCAGCACCAGCUCAGGACAAAGAUCAACCUGGUGCGUCUCUGCUACAUCACUAGCAUGGACCAAGGACGCACCUGGAGCGCUGUCCAGGAUAUCACCGAGGGUACCAUUAGCUCCGAGUACAAGAACUGGGCCACUUUUGCAGUGGGGCCAGGCCAUGGAUUACAGCUGCUCAAUGAGGCCCGGAGCCUUGUGAUUCCUGCCUAUGCCUAUCGUAUCCUCGACCCUAAGCAACACCCCACCCCUCAUGCCUUCUGCUUCAUCAGCUCUGACCAUGGGACGACAUGGGAGAUGGGGAACUUUGUGGGGAAGGAGAGCGCGGUGGAGUGUCAGGUAGCCGAGGUACACACCUGUGGCAGGAGGGUGCUCUACUGCAACGCAAGGAGCAGCAGAGGAGCAAGAAUCCAGGCAGUCAGCUACAACCACGGGGUGGACUUUGAGGGAGGCCAACGGGUUGAAAUGCUUGUAGAGCCUCCCUCUGGAUGUCAUGGAAGUGUUACUGCCUUCCCACCUCCCCCUGAUGCCAGGUGCCAAGAUAGUUGGUUGCUCUAUGCUCAUCCUACAGACCCAAAGGGUCGAAGAGAUUUAGGAAUUUACCUCAACAAAAGCCCUUUAAACCCAGCACACUGGACAAAGCCAAGCAUCCUCUUCAAGGGCUUGUGUGCUUAUUCAGAUCUGCAGUACAUGGGCAUUGGGCCAGAUGGCUCACCCUUGUUCUCCUGCCUUUUUGAAUAUGGGACCCAUCAACAAUGUGAAGAGAUAAUAUUUGUAAUGUUCACUUUGAAGCAAGCCUUCCCAUCUGAGUGCUGAGUCUUGAGCCUUUUCAUCGGGAUUCAUCUGAAAACCACCUUUGCUGGUGCUUCUUUUCACUGUCACUUCUCAUCUUUCAGCAAAAGGGUUUUUGUAUUCUUUGUGCACCAUCGGUUUGCCAUUGGCUUGUACCAUCUGUAGAUUACGAAAUCUAU